AUGAAAAAUGAUCCGCGGCAGAGGCCAGUCCGGGGAUUGACACAUCACUGACUUAAGCUUCUGCACAGAAGCAUGGCGAACUCUCUAAUCUAUCUGGUCUUGAUUCUGUCUGUGCAUUUCCUAGGGUCCAUUGAAUGUUCUUGUAAAAUGUACACAGAAGGAGCGGAUGGAUACAACGUGGUGCGAGACGACAAAGGAGUAAAGUUAUGUAUAUACGUGGAUCAGGCUGGGAGAAGUGUAGAGGUAAACGUGAAUAGAACUCACCGCCACCCCACAGACUGCGAGGACUGCAAAUGUCAACCGUCAGGGGAUCUCCAUUGUUGUAUGUACGGAGCUAAGGCUGGUAAAACAUCAUAUCCCUCAACCUGUACACUAGUUAAAGUCGGCAACUGUGAUCACAAACUUGUCUUAAAAUCUGACGAAAAAACGCCGUGCAUUCAAGGACCUAUUUAUCCUCCCUCUACAACAAUAUCAGUUAAUGCAGAGACCCGAGUUUCCAAUCAAAGCACUCCCACCAGUUUACAGCGAGAUCCGAAACCUCAAGGAGGGGACGGUGCAGCGGUGUCUCUAAGGUGUUUCCCGCCAUUUUUGUUGCUUUUUGGUGUUCUGUCUGUAAUUUUGUAUUAGUUUUGUAAAACGUCGUCAUGUAAUUAAUAAAUGUCAUUUGUACUCGAUUUUUGCUUUAAACUAAGAUAUUUGUUUUCAGAUAAUGUAUUUGAAUAACGUGUAGAUAUGAUUUUUAUUUUUAAAUUC
Molecule: messenger RNA, 753 nt
Organism: Saccostrea echinata
Lineage: Eukaryota; Metazoa; Mollusca; Bivalvia; Ostreida; Ostreidae
Exons: 3
Coding region: 73-627 (184 amino acids)
Source: RefSeq, a predicted model, not a curated record